UGCUCGCCGCAUCACUGCCAAGGGUGCGCAUUUACGCGCGAUUCUGUAGCCGAUCUCCAGCGAUAAGCCUCAUCCACUAGGACUACUUCCAUUCGAAAAACUUCCUCUCAGUUUUCCUCAAUACAUUCCGUGCGUUGCUUUUUUUUGGUCGUAAGCUACAUUGGAAAUCAACAUCAACUUUUACCCGAGGCUGCUGAGACGUUUGCGUUGAACUUAAUCCAUCUCGCUCUGACGCCAAUUUACCCCCAGGCAGCGGGGUUGGGGAGGCCCAUCUCCGUCUCUCUUUGGUCAUCAGCGUCCGCGCCGAGAGAGAGAGAGAGGGCGCCACGGCCGGGCUUUGAUGUCAACUACCGGGUCGGGCGGCGGCAGAGAGCGCGCUCGCGGCCUUUAAUGUCAGCUCUCUGGCUACAAAGUGGAGGGAAUUACCUGGCUUUGAUCUGCAAUCAGGACGGGCCGAGAGACCUGACGACGCCGGCCUUCAGAUCUCGGACCGCUCUGUCACCCUCCCUCCCUCCGCAGCCUUGAACGCCCGCCGAGCCGAGAGGUCAGGGCCCAGCCUCCGCCGCCGCCGACAAACGCCAGAGGACACCUUUUUUCCCCGCUUCUGACUUCCUGUUACGUUCUUCAUUGUUCCUGUCUCACAUUCGUGGACUCCUCUCCGGUCCACCUGAGCAGCUGUUUUUCUUUUUUCUUCUUUAUAGUAUUUUUGUUGGAGUUUUGUCUUCCCUCAAGAGGGGCCCAGAUGUCGGGUUGUACUUGCCCAGGUGUGCGUCGGGCUCUGGCUCUCCUGGCGCUGCUGGGGUCCCUGGGGGGCCGAGGAUGCUGGGGAUCGGACCCCGGCUCGGGGGAGCUGGAGGGCCAGGGCUCCCGUCAUCCCAGGGGCUCCUGGGAGGCAGCGCUCAGGCACAAGCGCAGCUGGGUCUGGAACCAGUUCUUCGUGCUGGAGGAGUACACGGGAAACGAACCCCUCUACGUGGGCAAGCUCCACUCGGACGUUGACGGGGGUGACGGCAAGGUGAAGUACGUGCUGUCGGGCGAGGGCGCCGCCUCCAUCUUCACCAUCGACGAGAACACGGGCGACAUCCACGCCACCAAGCGGCUGGACCGCGAGGCGCAGGCCUACUACACGCUGCAGGCGCAGGCCGUGGACCGCGUCACCAACCAGCCCGUGGAGCCGCGCUCCGAGUUCGUGGUCAAGGUGCAGGACAUCAACGACAACGAGCCAAAGUUCCUGGACGGGCCCUACAUGGCCGGUGUGCCCGAGAUGUCCCCACUGGGGACCAUGGUGGUGCAGGUGGCGGCGACGGACGCCGACGACCCAACGUACGGGAACAGCGCUCGGGUCAUCUACAGCAUCAUCCAUGGCCAGCCCUACUUCUCCGUGGAGCCCCGGACCGGCAUCAUCCGGACUGCCCUGCCCAACAUGGACCGGGAGACCAGGGACCAGUAUGUGCUGGUCAUCCAGGCUAAGGACAUGGUGGGCCAGAUGGGGGGUCUCUCCGGGACCACCUCCGUCACCGUCACCCUCACGGACGUCAACGACAACCCCCCGCGCUUCACCCACAAGAACUACCAGAACACUGUGCUGGAGUCACUUCCUGUGCACUCGGUGGUGGCGCGGGUGAAGGCGGCGGAUGCAGAUGUCGGCCCCAAUGCGGAGAUGGACUACCGCCUGAUGGACGGAGACUACCUCGGGUUGUUCAACAUCUCCACUGAUGAGGAGACCCAGGAGGGGGUCAUCGUGCUGCUGAAGCCUCUGGACUUCGAGACAAAGAGCAGUUUUUCCCUUAGAAUCGAGGCAACCAACCGAAACAUCGACUCCAACUUCUUGAGCGUUGGCCCGUUUAGCGACUUGGCCGUCGUCAAGUUGACGGUGGAGGACGUCAACGAGCCACCCGUCUUCUCCACGCCGCUCCUCAAGAUGGUGGUGUCGGAGGACGCCAGGAUGGGAACGUCCAUUGGAAGAGUCUCAGCGCACGAUCCUGACUCCACAAACAGCGGCAUACGUUACUCCAUCGACAGGAACACAGACCUGGAGCGGUUCUUCAACGUGGACGCCCUCAGCGGAGUCAUCAGCACGGCCAAGCCGCUGGACCGAGAGGCCAACUCCGUCCACAACCUCACGCUGCUCGCCAUCGAGAGCCAGGAUCCCACCCAGAUAGGUAAAGGCAUUGCCCUGAUCACCGUGCUGGACAUCAACGACAACGCACCCGUCUUCGCCAUCGACUACGAGACCCUGCUGUGUGAGAAUGCCAUGCCUGGACAGCUGAUCCAGACGAUCAGCGCGGUGGAUAAGGACGAGCCGCCCAGUGGACACCGCUUCUACUUCUCCCUGGCCUCGCCUGUGGCGGGGAACUUAAACUUCACCCUCCGCGACAACAAAGACAACACGGCGUCCAUCUUGACGAAGCGCGGCGGGUUCCGGCGGCGGGAGCAGCCGGUGUACCGCCUGCCGGUGCUCAUCGUGGACAGCGGCAGCCCGGCGCUGAGCAGCACCAACACGCUGGCGCUGCGCGUGUGCGACUGCGACGCCGACGGCGUGGCCAUGUCCUGCGGCGCCGUGGCCUACACCGCCACGGGGCUCAGCACCGGAGCGCUGCUCGCCAUCCUGGGCUGCAUCCUCACGCUGCUCAUCAUGGUGCUGCUGAUCGUGACGAUGCGCGGCCGCAGGAAGACGCCCCUGAUCCUGGAGGAGGAGCGGGACAUCAGGGAGAACAUCGUGCGCUACGACGACGAGGGGGGCGGCGAGGAGGACACGGAGGCCUUCGACAUGGUGGCCCUGCGCAACCUCAACGCCAUGCACGCCGACCUGGGCGCCGCCCUGCGCGGCGGCGGCGGCGGCGACCCCAAGGCCCGCCGCGACGUCACCCCGGACACGCCCACCUUCUUCCGCUACCCGCCGCCGCAGCAGCAGGCGUCCUCCGGCGGCUCGUCCCGCCGGCCCGCCGCCUUCAAGUCGCUGCCGGACCACGUGGUGUUCCGCGAGUUCAUCUGGGACCGGCUGAAGGUGGCGGACGUGGACCCGUCGGCGCCGCCGUACGACUCGCUGCAGACCUACGCCUUCGAGGGGAGCGGCUCGGUGGCCGAGUCGCUGAGCUCGCUGGAGUCGCUGAGCUCGGACUCGGAGCACAGCUACGACUACCUCAGCAACUGGGGCCCGCGCUUCAAGAAGCUGGCCGACCUGUACGGCAACGGAGACGCCGCCGCCGCCAGCAGCGUCAGCGUCUUCUCAUAGCCCGAAGAAAAGAAAAAAAAGAUGUUUUUAAACUGUUACUGUUUUCUUUCUUUGUUUUUUUUCCACGUCGACGCCGACUCAGAGGAACGUCAGCGACGCUGUUUUAUUUAUUAGCUGAGGAGGUGAGCGAGUGCUUCGCGGCCGACGAGGCGACGAUUUUGAUUACAGCUCGACAAACUGUGAACUUAAAAAAAAAACGAACUGGAAUGGCGUCCAAAGGUUUUGGCGCGUCUUGCCUCCCUCGCACGCCGGCGUUUCAGAAGUGUGACUCGGUGAGAUUCGACACAGACUUCUGAAGAAGAGGACUCCACAGGGGAAGGAACCUUUUUGCUCAAAAGACAUUAAAGGCUUGAGAUUGGGCUGGGCUCCAGCCACUGUUCAGGGGAGCGAUUCAACGGAGAGAGAGAGAAGAGAGAGAGAGAGAGAGAGAGAGAGAAGAGAGAGAGAGAGCAGAGAGACAAGUGUUCUUUCAUCGGGGUGAUGGCCAGAAACCUGGCACUCUUGCAUUCCUUGGCCUAUCUUACAAAAAUAACCCAUGGCGUUCUCCUGAAUUGAAUCUCAGUUCCCCGGCGGCUAAUCGGCCUGUCGUUUGUCGGUUUGUUUCAUUGUUUUUUGCUGAGGGGGCUGCCAGGGGAUUAGUGUAUCGUUUGGUGUGGGGGAGGGGGG
Messenger RNA from Gadus morhua (Atlantic cod), 3901 nucleotides. RefSeq names its product cadherin-7-like. Gene Ontology annotation, molecular function: beta-catenin binding; calcium ion binding; cadherin binding. The record is from RefSeq and is a predicted model, not a curated record. The transcript is spliced from 12 exons. NCBI's taxonomy places the organism in Eukaryota, Metazoa, Chordata, Actinopteri, Gadiformes, Gadidae. The coding region runs from base 743 to 3235 and encodes 830 amino acids. Gene Ontology annotation, cellular component: plasma membrane; catenin complex; adherens junction. Gene Ontology annotation, biological process: cell-cell adhesion mediated by cadherin; adherens junction organization; cell morphogenesis.